This is a messenger RNA of Vicia villosa (hairy vetch), 1533 nucleotides long. RefSeq lists its product as uncharacterized. The record is from RefSeq and is a predicted model, not a curated record. The transcript is spliced from 3 exons. NCBI's taxonomy places the organism in Eukaryota, Viridiplantae, Streptophyta, Magnoliopsida, Fabales, Fabaceae. The coding region runs from base 1 to 1533 and encodes 510 amino acids.
AUGGCUAACAACGUGACCGCUACCAGAGAAGCUACAAGGCGUACUCACACUUACAGUUUCCAUCGCGAAGGCUUGAUUCAGUUGGGGCAAUUGGGUGGAUUGAUCACUGGUCAUAAUAAAACUGUGUUCACUGAGAAUUAUGGAAACAUCUUGACUCUUUUGGACUCACACGUCGACGAAUGGGAGAAACCUGAUCUGGACAACAUUGCCAACGCUCUUUAUUUGAGCAUAGGAGAUGUUCAUGGAAAUUGGAAAAAGAAUGGUAGCACUCAGGGUUUCUAUAUGAGUUUCUUGGUUGAGAGGGCCCAAGAGUUGGCUAACAAAAAGAUGUGGGAGGCCUUCAACGCCCUUCUGGCCGUUUUGAUUUAUGGGAUCGUGAUGUUCCCUAACAUUCACAAGUUCGUUGAUCUGGCUGCUAUAUGUCUUUUUGUGGAGAAGAAUCCGGUCCCUACUUUGCUAGCCGAUACGUACUAUUCUAUUCACUCUCGAUAUGGGAAAGGAGGAGCCAUAAGAAAUUGUUUGCCGUUGUUGUACACCUGGUUUAAGUCCCACCUACCUACAAGUGGUCCUUUCGUUACUUCUACUCAGAAAUGGCAUCAAAGGAUCAUGGGGCUUACUGGAGAUGACAUUGUCUGGUGUCCUACUGGAAUGGAUGUGGAGAAAGUUAUAACUAGCUGUGGUACUUUUGACAAUGUUCCCCUCAUAGGAACAAAAGGGGUUAUCAAUUAUAAUCCUAAGCUAGCGCUACGUCAAUUGGGUUUUGCACUUGAAAACAAGCCUUUGGACAAAGAGAUAUUUGAAUCCGUUUGCUUUGAGAAGGGGACCGAUCUAAAAGGUCUAGAAAAGGUGAGGAGUGCCUGGAAUAGCAUCCAUACAGAUGAUCAGACUUCUCUAGGGGAAAAGAAUGCCGUUGCCAAACAAGCCUACACGGAUUGGGUUGAGGAUAGAGUUAAAGAUCGUCUGUUGCCGUUCCCGAAGGUUAAUCCAUUGUACAAGCAACCACCUAAGGUUCCAAUUGCCAUUAUGCCUGCUGAGAAUUGCAUCCCAGUAAAUAUGGAAAGCACCCAAUUGCACGAAAAGAAGACGGAUGUGCCACCGAAACAUCGUCCUGUGGACCAGAAAAGGGUUGAGUUGACACAUGAGACCAAGGUGCUGAAGGAAGGAUCUUUGAGAGUUCAAAAGAGGGCUAGAACCGAAAAAGGUGAAAGAGAUACUACUGUUACUGUCGAAGAUCACCAGAAGAUCCUAAAAAGGGCCAUGAAAGAGGCAGAGGAGAAACUCAAGCGAGAGUACCGAGAAGACUUGAAAGCUUAUAAGCUCAAGAUAGAAAGGGAUGCUAGAGUUGAAGUAAAGAAUCUGAAAAAGAAACUGGAAGAAGAGACCACUAAAAGAAUGGCAAUCGAGACCCAACUGAAAGGAAGUCACCUCCAUGACAACUCAAGAUCCUUCAAACAGCAAAUCUCAUGUAUUCCAUCCCCUCUUCCAUUUGAGCCAGAAAGUGAGUCAUAUGAAGGACCAUGGCUUGAGAUAUGA